AUGGCCAGUAACCCCUUACCCCUGUCGGGAACUAGCCAGAAACUACAAAAACAAACACAACCAAAUCUCCAAAAACUGCCUCUACACUCUCAGCCUAAAAUAACCACAAGCAACCCUGUUAGGCAGCACACCGCCACUCUUUCAAGCUCUAAAGCCUCUCCUUCUCCUUCCUGGGCGGAGAGGGUAAGAGUCACGGACACUAGCACACGGUUCUCCUUGGAGCCUAUACCGCGACAGCAGGCUGGAGCUAGUCUUAAAAUUCCUGAGGCAAUUCUGACAGAGACUACAGAGAAAUGGACCCGCUGUAUGAUAGGUUUCUUUCCUGGAUUUAAAAUGCCAUUUCAUGUUGUUAACACCAUUGCAUCUAGAGUCUGGGCAAGCUAUGGACUUGAAAAUGUGAUGACUACUGCCAAUGGCUUCAUGGUUUUUCGUUUCAAAACUGAGGCCGAAAUGCAUGUGGUCCUGGAGAAAGGACCUUGGAUGUUCGGGGGAAAGGCCAUAAUCCUCCAGCAAUGGCAUCCUCAUUUUGUAUUUGACAAGAACAAAAUUUCAAAACUUCCUGUUUGGAUACGUCUACAUGGUCUGCCGUUUCCAUUGUGGUCAAAAUCUGGACUCAGUCUCGCAGCUAGUAUGGUAGGUAAGCCAUUGUCAUGUGAUGAGCAGACUUACAAUUGCACUCGUCUGGAUUAUGCGAGAGUAUGUGUGGAGAUUGACGCCUCACUGCCAUUCAUUCACCAGUUUGACAUGGAAAGCAAACUGUCGGAUGAGCCAGUUUUAAUUCAGGUUGAGUAUGAAUGGAGGCCUCCCCGAUGUGAAAAGUGGUGUGUUUUUGGCCAUGUCUGCCGUGGGGUGACUACAGUGGGCCAACCAAACACUGUACCAUGUCCAACUAAUGUUAGAAUAUUGAGCAAGGAAGCUCCCUCUAAGGUUAGGGAUACAGACAUUCAGACUGUAGCAGCUAACCCUACUGUCGCAGACCGUACUCCCUCUGCUACUAGUCCCUCUGCAUCUAACUUCCUUGUGGGUGUUCAAGCUCCCUCUGCACCUACUCCCCCUGCUACCAGUCUUGCAGCUAACUUGUUAGCCCAUGGUACUCCAAUAGGUUCUGGUGAUGAUAGGUUGCAUCUGCUACCCUCAACUAGCAAAGCCAUCCUCCAAGGAACUCGUGGAGAGGAGGCAUACGAGUCAGACCAUACCUCAGAAGCUGAUCCUUUGAGUGUUGAAGAAUGCCAACAUCUCAUAACUGGUUUCCCACCCUGUGUGGAGAGCAAGAUGGUAGCUUUUGCUAGCAGUAGUGAAGCCUCAUCGACUGCCAAGGAUAGUUCUUUUGACACCUCAUCGAUUCAGACAGGAUCUUGGAAUGUAUGGGGGCUUAAUUCCCCCAACAAACAAAAAACUGUUAGAGAUUGGGUUACUAAUCACAAGCUUGGAAUUGUUGGCUUGUUGGAGAGCAAAAUUGCACCGGCCAGACUGGAUCCAUGGGUAACUUGUGAUGUUACUACACUCUCCUCUAAUACUAGUCUCAAGAUAACCUUUGUCUAUGGGCUCAAUACGCCUGCUGGUAGGGGGGUGUUAUGGGAUUACAUACUAAGUCAAGCUCCUCAGUUCUCAUCAUCACCUUGGGUCCUCAUGGGUGAUUUUAAUGCUACACUGAAGGCUACUGAUCGCUCAGGGGGGCUAAAGUUUUCUUGGCAUAAUGGCCAGCUGGGAAAGGAUGCUAUUAUGAAGAAACUGGAUUGGAUAUUUGGUAAUUUCCCUUUCCUUUCCUAUUGGCCAGCAGCCCACGCUAACUUCCUCCCAAGAGACCACUCAGAUCACAGUGCCAUGAUCCUAGCCUUAACCCCUCCUUCACCCCGAAUGCCUGCACCUUUCAAAUUCUUGAAUGUUUGGGCAGACCGAAUGGACUUUCAGGACAUUGUCAAAGCAACUUGGCAAUCUCCAGUAAAUGGCAACCCGAUGUACAGAUUCACUUCUAAACUUCAACUUAUCAAGCAUGCACUCAAGGACUUGCAUAGAAACAACUCAAGCCAUAUAUCAGCUAGAGUGGCAGAGGCAAAAACAAGGUGGAAUUUAGCUCAAGUUCUGUUGGAUGAGUCUCCCACCUCAGAAGAUCUUCUUGCUGCAGAAAGGGAAUGUGCUGUACUUUAUUCUCAGCUUUAUAAGGAUGAGGAGGCUAUAUUUAAGCAGAGAUCAAGGAUCCAAUGGCUAAAGUUAGGGGACCGCAACACAAAAUUCUUUCACAGGUCUCUGCUACAUAGACAAUCAAGGAAUGGGAUCCAUGUUCUUGCUGAUGAGACGGAGGAGGAUCCUUCGAUGCUUUUCACCAACCCUAUCCCCACUCCUCUGAUCCCUGGGCUUAUACUUCCUGUCACAAAUGAGGAGAUCAAGACUGCCUUGUUCUCCAUCCCAGACAACAAAGCACCCGGGCCAGAUGGAUUCACAUCUCUAUUUUUCAAACGUUGCUGGGACAUUAUUGGAGCUGAAUUUUUAGCAGCAAUAAAAUAUUUCUUUGACCAUACCACUCUCCCACGAUGUGUCAAUGCAACUAGAAUUGCGUUAGUCUCUAAGGUAGAGAAUCCUACCUGCAUGGAUGACUACAGGCCCAUCUCCUGCUGCAACGUAAUGUACAAGUGCAUAUCCAAAAUCAUGGUGGCUAGGUUGAAGACUAUCUUACCCGAAGUCAUUGGUCCCUCACAGUCUGCCUUUGUCCCUGGAAGGCAAAUCUCAGAUAAUAUAUUGCUCACUCAAGAAUUAAUGCACAACUAUCAUUUAAACAGGGGCCCGGCAAGAUGUGCACUAAAAGUGGACCUCAGGAAGGCAUUUGACACAAUCAGCUGGCCUUACAUUUUGAUGGGAUUGAAAGCCAUUGGCAUUCCAGACCGUAUGGUUAGGUGGAUUCACCUAUGUAUUUCUUCAGCUCACUUUUCUGUUGGUAUCAACGGUCUUCUGCAUGGUUUUUUCCAGUCCAGUAGAGGCAUUCGCCAAGGUGAUCCUCUCUCCCCCUAUCUCUUCGUUUUGGCUAUGAAAGGAUUAGGAGGUAUCUUGAGUAAGUCCACUAUGGAUCCUAGCUUCAAGUUCCAUUGGAGGUGUAGGCAGAACAAAAUCACUCAUCUCAGUUUUGCGGACGACUUGAUGAUCUUUUGCCAAGCAGACCUGGCUUCGGUUGGCAUUAUUCGUGUAGCCAUGGAUUCCUUCUGUAAGAUAUCAGGGCUAGCUAUUAAUCACGACAAAAGUUAUGUUUUCCUAUCAGGGGUGGAUCCAGAUCUCAGGAUAGCAAUCACAAACCAGCUUAACUUCAAGCCGGGGACUCUGCCAGUGAAGUAUCUUGGCGUCCCUUUAAUUAGCACCAGGCUGACUUAUCAGAAUUGUUUGGCUUUGAUUGACAGAAUCACUUCUAGGAUUAAGGUCUGGACCUCAGCCUCCCUCACCUAUGCUGGGCGUCUUCAGCUUAUUAAAUCCACUCUUUUCUCGAUACAAGUAUAUUGGUCCAGCAUGUUUAUAUUCUGCCAUGUGCCACAGUCAGGAAAAUUGAGAGCAUCCUAUCUGCGUUUCUAUGGAAAGGAACUACGCUCACUCCCACAGGAGCCAAAGUUACCUGGACCUCUUUAUGCUACCCUCUCUAAGAGGGUGGCUUGGGGAUUAAAAGGCGCUGCUUCUGGUAUACCAAUGUCCCCUCAACUUCUUCAUGGUCCUGGCGGAAAAUUCUUCAAAGCAGAAGCUGGUGCAAGGGCUUUUUUAUCUUCAACGGGUCUACCAUGGGAUGCAAAAGUGUCAGAUAUAAUUCUAAAUGGAAGAUGGGCAUUCCCUCCUGGGCACUCUGACCUCCAACCUGUCUGGAAUUCCAUCCUUUCACAGCCACGACCUCACUUAUGUGAUUAUUACACUUGGCCGGGACACUCCUCAGGAAAUUUCUCAAUUGAUUCAGCAUGGGAACUGCUUAGGGAUUCCAGGCCAUUGGACUCAUUAUAUCAUCUAAUCUGGUUCAAAGGGCAUAUUCCUCGUCAAGCUUUUAUUCUCUGGAUAGCCUCAAUGGAGCGACUGCACACCAUGGACAGGCUCACCUCCUUCGGUAUCCUAUCUUCAUCAACCUGCGUUCUAUGUGGCACGCAUAAUGAGACUCAUGACCAUCUUUUCUUCCAGUGCGCAUACUCAUCAAUAUUAUGGGGUAACAUCUCAGUAAAAACACUUAUAGCCUGGCCCUCUUUAACUUGGAAUGGAUUGCUUCUGUGGGCGGGUUCCACACUGAGGAACAACAAGGAAUUUUCCCAUAUAAUAGCAAGACUUGUUCUCUCUACAUCUGUUUAUUUCAUCUGGUUUGAGCGAAACAACAGAAUUUUCAACAGAGUUUUUAAGACAGCACAAGAGCGCAUGGAUGAAGUUGUUGAACUCAUCCGUAUCUGCCUUCUCGAAAAGGAUCAUACUCAGAUCCCUGGCACUUUCAAAUGCAUCUGGAGACUACCAAGGAGCUAA
Molecule: messenger RNA, 4470 nt
Organism: Populus nigra (black poplar)
Lineage: Eukaryota; Viridiplantae; Streptophyta; Magnoliopsida; Malpighiales; Salicaceae
Exons: 7
Coding region: 1-4470 (1489 amino acids)
Molecular function (GO): catalytic activity
Source: RefSeq, a predicted model, not a curated record